Molecule: messenger RNA, 1824 nt
Organism: Funneliformis mosseae
Lineage: Eukaryota; Fungi; Glomeromycota; Glomeromycetes; Glomerales; Glomeraceae
Source: the annotation of a GenBank genome assembly
AUGGGUGAUGAUAGUACGGGAACUAAAAAUAUAAUGUUUGAUUGUGGAAUGCAUAUGGGUUAUAAUGAUGAUAGAAGAUUUCCGGAUUUUUCAUAUAUUUCCAAAACGAAUCGAUUCACCGAGCAAUUGGAUUGUAUCAUAGUAAGUCAUUUUCACUUGGAUCAUUGUGGUGCCUUGCCAUAUUUCACUGAAAUGUGUGGGUACGAAGGACCUAUCUAUAUGACACAUCCUACCAAAGCCAUUUGUCCUAUAUUACUUGAGGAUUAUCGAAAGAUUACCGUCGAAAGAAAGGGGGAAACGAAUUUCUUCACGUCUCAAAUGAUUAAAAAUUGUAUGAAGAAGGUCACCGCGGUAAACCUUCAUCAGACGAUUAAAGUUAAUGGUGAUGAUGAUUUAGAAAUCAAACCAUUUUAUGCUGGUCACGUUUUGGGCGCGGCCAUGUUUUAUGUACGCGUGGGUUCACAAUCGGUAGUUUACACGGGAGAUUACAACAUGACUCCUGAUCGACACUUGGGCGCGGCGUGGAUAGAUAAAGUACGUCCGAACCUGUUAAUAACCGAAUCAACUUAUGCCACCACUAUACGCGAUUCCAAAAGAACACGUGAACGUGACUUUCUAAAGAAAGUUCAUGAUUGCGUUUCACAAGGAGGGAAGGUUCUCAUACCAGUUUUUGCUCUUGGACGUGCCCAAGAGCUAUGUAUCUUAAUUGAAACGUAUUGGGAGAGGAAUAAUCUUAAUGUACCCGUUUACUUCUCGGCCGGUAUGACCGAGAAAGCCAACGAUUAUUAUAAACUUUUUAUUAAUUGGACGAAUGAGAAGAUUAAAAAUACUUUUGUUCAACGAAAUAUGUUCGACUUUAAGCAUAUCAAACCCUGGGAUCGACAAUAUAUGGAUUUACCGGGUCCCGCGGUUUUAUUCGCCACCCCUGGUAUGUUACACAUCGGCACAUCCUUGGAAGUCUUUAAGAAGUGGGCACCACAUCCGGAGAAUAUGGUCAUCAUGCCCGGAUAUUGUGUGGCUGGUACUGUAGGAGCCAAAGUUCUCAACGGGGACAAGGAGAUUUAUAUAGAUGCUUACAAUAAGAUCACUGUAAAUAUACAAGUGAAAAAUUUGUCUUUCAGCGCGCAUGCUGACGCCAAGGGAAUUUUACAACUUAUAAAGCAGUGCGACCCAAGAAAUGUAAUGUUGGUUCACGGGGAGAAGGCAAAGAUGGAAUUUCUGCAAGAGAAGAUUAAGCGUGAGUGUAAGAUUCCAUGUUUUUCACCGGCCAACGGAGAAACUUUAAUUAUCAAUACACCCCUUUCCAUACCCGUUGAUGUUUCGGUUGAUUUGCUCAAACGUCACCAUGCCGCACAAAAGCUUCCUUUCCCCACCUCGGAUGAGAAAAUUGACAUUACGCGUAUCAAGCCCGUGAAUGAGAUUCCCAUACAAGGUGUUUUGUCAAUGGAACCGGAUCGAAUACCGAGAUUAAUGGAUGCCGAUGAAGCGAUGCGCGAUGCAAACCUACCAUUACGAGAGUUAACGUUUGAAUUUAUUAAGACUUUUGAUCCCAGCAAGGUGCAAAAAAAUCUUGACGCGUCACCUCACGUUGACGUUCGCGUUCGAGCUUUGGAAAUCGUCUAUGAAGCAGUAACGAAAGCUCUUAGAGGCAAAAUGUCAUGUACGGAAAUAACAAAGAUACCAUCACAGAUAAAGAUAAGAAGCAUGUUAAUAAGCGUAUCGGACGACAAUACCAACUCUCUUAAUAUUUCGUGGAACCAUCGAGAUGAGAAUCUGGCCAAUUACCUGAUGUCGAUAAUAGAUAAGGCCCUUCCUGAUGAGUGA